Molecule: messenger RNA, 1457 nt
Organism: Fundulus heteroclitus (mummichog)
Lineage: Eukaryota; Metazoa; Chordata; Actinopteri; Cyprinodontiformes; Fundulidae
Gene: jmjd4
Product: jumonji domain containing 4
Exons: 6
Coding region: 29-1324 (431 amino acids)
Biological process (GO): protein hydroxylation; positive regulation of translational termination; negative regulation of gene expression
Cellular component (GO): cytoplasm; nucleus
Molecular function (GO): histone H4R3 demethylase activity; sequence-specific DNA binding
Source: RefSeq, a predicted model, not a curated record
CCAGCUAGCCGAGGUCUUGUUUACCACAAUGGACAGAGACGCGUACCACAACUGCAGCAGCCUUGUCAAAAUGCCGAGGCAGUCGUACGAGCAGCUUUGGUCCUCGCAUUUCGUCGACUACAUCGACAAGGAGCUGAGCUACUCCAAGUUCUUCAGAAAGUACCUGCUGCCUAAUCACCCGUGCAUGUUUUCCAGAAGGUUCACAGAGGACUGGAAGUGCAGAAAACAGUGGGUGACAGAGGAGGGCAAGCCUAAUUUUCAGAAGCUGCUGCAGGAGUUUGACGAGACUCCUGUCCCAGUUGCAAACUGCAAUGCAAAGGAAUACAAUGCCAACCCUAAACAAGUAAUGCCAUUUAAAGAAUUUAUACAUUACUGGAAGGAGUACAUCCAGAAUGGACACUCGUCGCCCAAAGGAUGCCUCUAUCUUAAAGACUGGCAUAUGUCAAGGGAUAUUCCAGACCAUAAUGUUUACACCACACCCAUCUUCUUUUCUUCUGAUUGGCUUAAUGAGUACUGGGACACUCUCGAGGUGGAUGACUACCGGUUUGUCUAUAUGGGACCCAAAGGCUCAUGGACCCCGUUCCAUGCCGAUGUGUUCCGCUCGUACAGCUGGUCCGCCAACAUCUGCGGCAGGAAGAAGUGGCUGCUGUAUCCUCCGGGUCAGGAGGACUUUCUGCGAGACACCCACGGAAACCUCCCUUACGACGUUACUUCAGCUGAACUCAAAGACAGCGGCCUCUUCCCGCAGUUCGAUGAAGCCUGCCAGCCUCUGGAAAUUAUUCAAGAGGCCGGUGAAAUCAUUUUUGUGCCAAGCGGCUGGCACCAUCAAGUUUAUAAUCUGGAGGACACCAUCUCCAUUAAUCAUAAUUGGCUUAAUGGCUGCAACGUUGACAUCAUGUGGCAGUUCCUACAGAAUGAGCUGUCUUCUGUUCAGAAAGAGAUAGAGGAGUGGAGAGACACAAUGGACUCAUGGCAUCAGCAUUGCCAGGUCAUUAUGAAAGCCUGCUCCGGCAUUGAUUACACCGAAUUUGCCUCCUUUCUGAAAAUCGUCGCUGAGAACCGAAUGGCCUUUCUGAACGCCUGCUCUUCGGGCGAUCCCUCCGAUUACUCGCGACAUCUCUCGGAGACCCUCGCCACGCUCGGACCUUACCACGCCGCCUUUGACCUCCAGAGAGUGGCGCACAUUAUCGAGUGCCUACUGUGCAACGAGGACUUUAAGCGGCUCGAUCAUUCAACGUCGUCUUUGCAGCCUGAAACCAUGCUGCAGCAGAUCCGAGACACUAUACAGUCCACCAGGGGGCAGCACCUCCUCUAUCAGGAAUAACGUCCUCAGCACUCAGUGUUGUGAAAACUCUUGUGAUAAAGCAGCGGGGUUCACUGCUGUCUAAAAUCCUGCUUAUGUCUGUCUGAAUGUUUGUUUGUUUUUGCACUGAAAGAUGAUAAAGAAUAAAUUAAAA